UCUGAAGACUCGCGCGCUCUUGUGAACUCAAUUUACGCGUCGAGAAUAUUUCCUUAAUUCAGGAUUCAUGAAGCAGGAUUGACUGAAGGUAGAAUUUAACACAUUUUAGCAGUACAAAAUGUGCGAAGAAAGCGACAACCACUUUGGAACGGAUGUUUUUCAGACUGGACAGAUGAAGAUCUCCGAUGGAAACUUGGAUCAGGCUGAAAUCUCUGAAUGUAGAGACACGAACAUUGUUCCAGCCUGUAACACGCGUUUAUACCGGAGGAGAUGGCUCAUUCUGAUGGUCUUUAGCUCGUAUUCACUGUGCAACGCGUUUCAGUGGAUCCAGUAUGGGAUCAUCAACAACAUCUUCAUGAAGUUCUACAACGUCUCUUCAUUCGCCAUCGACUGGCUGUCAAUGAUCUAUAUGCUGACUUACAUCCCCUUCAUCUUCCCAGUGACAUGGCUGUUGGAGAGGAAGGGGCUACGGGUGAUCGCUCUGUGCGCAGCUGCGAUCAACUGCGUGGGAACCUGGAUCAAAGUGGCCAGCGUCCAGCCGAACCUGUUCUGGGUCACGAUGCUCGGACAGUUCGCCUGUUCCUUUGCGCAGGUGUUUAUUUUGGGAAUGCCGUCUCAGGUGGCGUCCGUGUGGUUCGGAUCUGAUGAGGUGUCCACCGCCUGCGCCAUCGGCGUGUUUGGAAACCAGCUUGGCAUUGCUAUUGGCUUCUUGAUCCCGCCGGUUCUUGUGCCCAACGUGGAUGACAUGAAUGAACUGGCUCAACACAUCAGCGUCAUGUUCUACAUCACAGCCGCUGUGGCCAGCCUCAUCUUUCUGCUGGUCGUGUUUGUGUUUCAGGAUAAACCCGAAACCCCUCCGUGUCUGGCUCAGGUCACUCUCAGACACAUGCCCACCACACAGUACUCGUACCUGGCUUCAAUCGCAAGACUUUUCCACAACAAGCCCUUCAUCCUCCUCCUCAUCAGCUACGGCCUGAACGUUGGAUGUUUCUAUGCCGUUUCCACCCUGUUGAACAGGAUGAUAAUAGAGCAUUACCCUGGUGAAGAGGUGAAUGCUGGGAGAAUUGGCUUGACUCUCGUCAUCGCUGGCGUGGUCGGCUCUCUGCUCUGUGGAAUCUGGCUAGACAAGACCAAGACUUAUAAGGAGACAACGCUCUCAGUGUAUCUGCUGUCGUUUGUGGGGAUGGUGAUCUACGCAUUCACCCUAAACUUGGGUCAUCUGUGGGUUGUGUUCCUUACAUCAGGACUGCUGGGGUUCUUCAUGACGGGUUAUCUACCGCUGGGCUUUGAGUUUGCAGUGGAGCUCACGUACCCAGAGUCAGAGGGAACAUCAUCUGGACUGCUCAACUGCUCAGCACAGAUGUUUGGAAUCACAUUCACCAUCAUUCAAGGCAAAAUCAUUGAUCACUUCAGCACACUGGCCGGAAACAUCUUCCUCUGUGUGUUCCUCCUCAUCGGCUCCAUCACGACAGCACUCAUAAAAUCUGACCUGCGGCGACAGAAGGCCAACAGUCAGCCUCAGACAGAGCUGAUCGCUGACUCAUUCAUCAAUUCCCAAGAUGGGAAAUCAUUACCGGCAAAAGAGGUGAAGAUGUAAAGAUGGAAACCAUCGGAAUCAAACACAACAUCACAACUCCAUAUGAACCAUCGUAUGCACAAAUCCUCCUGAACUUCACGCAGUACAAAAAGUGGGAGGCUGUUGAAUUCAAUUCACACAAGUAUGUUUUAAUAUGUGUCAUGAUGUGAAUCUCAUGACAACUGUACAGCACACGGGAAAUAAGAGAAGAAAUUAUUUCAGGAAUAUCUUCAGUGAUUUAUGUGUGUUAUAGUGAGUAGUGUAAUGUGUGACUGAUUACAGUGCCCUGCAUCAUAUUUGCUUAAUGAAAUCCAAGAUGACUUUCUCACUCAUUUUGGGUGCCGAUUCCAAAAAUAGUGUAUGUUCUGACAAAGUAUGAUGCAUUUUGUAGCAUUGAUGCCUAAUCCUUAUUUCAAGAUCAUAUUUAUGGUCAGUGACGGAAGAAAAUUAGAAAAUGUUCAAGUUUUAAGUCAUGAAAUUUAGUAUUUGAACAUGUGUUUACAGUCUGUAACAUAGUUUGGUUAAAAUUUCUCAAUGGUAGUGUAAAAAACACGUUUUUACCCUGACAUAACUCUUUUCAGAACAAGGCAUUUUGUAGCAUGUUCCUUUAAAUGUUAAUGAGCUCUGCUGACUCAGUCCAGUCUGUGCUGAAACGCUACUGUCAGUCAAACUAUUGUGGGAGGGGCCUGUUUCUGUGACAUCAUGAUUUGAGAAAGUGGAAAUGAUUUGAGAUAAAAAAAAAAAAUAAUAAAAAAAACAGGUGGAUUUUUAUCAUUAUAGGGUGGUUGUGUACACACACUGCCAACACACCAGUUCAUUUUAAAAAACUUGUAAAAGUGCUUGUAACAUCUGAUGACCUCGAAUGUCGAAUGUCUGUGUCGACCCUUUUGUCUCCUUUCAACAAAUUUGCAAACAACUACAUUCCUUAAGGUCAUUCAGUUCACUUUAUUAAUUUCAUAUGGCUUCAGAUAUCCAGAAUACUGCCCUGCAAACAAAGUGCUGCACACUGAUUAUGAGUGUAGUUUGUGUGUCACAGCACAGACCCUGCUCUCAGAGACAACUCAACACUUCUGUGUGUAGAUAGUUUCUGUUAGCAGUCUGUGUGGAUGUGGAUGUUGUUCACUUACAGUAUUUCUAUAGAAACAUUCUUGGUGUAAAUUGAGUCUGACAUUCAG
Carassius gibelio (silver crucian carp) is the source of this 2751-nucleotide messenger RNA. RefSeq names its product feline leukemia virus subgroup C receptor-related protein 2-like. Gene Ontology annotation, cellular component: membrane. The transcript has 10 exons. Gene Ontology annotation, biological process: heme export; transmembrane transport. The record is from RefSeq and is a predicted model, not a curated record. Gene Ontology annotation, molecular function: heme binding; heme transmembrane transporter activity. The coding region runs from base 119 to 1597 and encodes 492 amino acids. NCBI's taxonomy places the organism in Eukaryota, Metazoa, Chordata, Actinopteri, Cypriniformes, Cyprinidae.